UUAGCUUGUAACACCGGAAGUGGCUUUUGUACAUCCAUGGUUGGCGCGAAUAACAACAACAAAGUUGAUGCUUUAAUUUCGCAAUUUUCGCCAACUGUUCUGAAAUUAUUGUAAAAUGUAUAUAAUUUCUCCGGUACUCCGAAGGCUGUGAAAACUUUAAUAAUAUGAUAUAUGAAUAUUUAUGAUCUUUGCUUGUUUGAAUGUAAGCUAACAUUAACCGGUUACAGUUUCUUUCAAGUAAGAUAGCGCAGGCUCUGUCUAAAGCUGUCAGUAUCGUUUGGUCCUGGUGUAGUUCGAGGAGUUUCUCAAUGACAAGUCAGAUCAAAAAUAAACUAUUUCUACAUGUCUAAUAAGGAGUUCAUAUUGAUAACUGUCAACGUGUAGACACUUGCCUCUUUAUUUGUCUGACAGUCUUGGGUCCAUCAAGAGGAGGUCGACCAUGUCUAAAGGAGACAUAGAAGGCUUCAUCGUGAAGUUUGUGGAAAGUAAAGGACAAAAAACAGAGCAUGCUGUCAAGGCUUAUGAGGCCAUUUUGGAGCUGCAGUCUGAAAAGUACUUGAAAACCAUCAGUGAAGAUGCUGUUUUACAGAUGGAACAGAAGGACAAGUCUCUGUUUGUCUUCAGCUGCUUCACCUCCCCAGCCUUCCUGCACUGCAAAAAACUUGGCUGCCGAAUAGUGAGUCCACUGGUGGUGUUGUACUGCCUGCAACAGCAGCAUUGUGUCCCCAAAGCAGAGAAACCCGUCUAUAACAUGGCCAUGGCUGAUAUCACUAUUUCCUGUACAAGCCUGGAUAAAGCGACACGGGCAGAGGUGAUGGAUCUGGUGCAGCUAAUGGGAGGACGGGUCUAUCUUGACCUAAAUGUAUCUGUCACGCACCUGAUAGCUGGAGAAGUGGGCAGCAAGAAAUACCUGGUAGCUGCCAGCCUGGGUAAACCCAUUCUUCUGCCCGCAUGGGUCAAAGCCUGCUGGGAGAGAUCUCAGGACAGUCUUUUCAGGUACACAGAUCUGCCCAUGGAGGACUAUAUGUGCCCUGUGCUGCGUGGCUGUACUGUUUGUGUGACGGGCCUCUCCAGCACAGAACGUAAAGAGGUGCAGCGGCUCUGUGAACAGCAUGGAGCCAACUACACCGGUCAGCUCAAAAUGAACGAGUGCACACAUCUCAUUGUCAGUGAACCAACAGGUCAGAAGUAUGAGUGUGCACGAAAGUGGAAUGUGUAUUGCGUGACUCUGCACUGGCUGUUUGAUAGCAUCGAGAAGGGCUUUUGUCAAGAUGAGAGCAGGUACAAGGUGGAACGCAACGCACCAAAGACCACUCGACCGCACACUUCCACUCCUACUGGCACUAGCAAGAAGGAGGAGGGGUCAUCACUGUUGGGCCUCAGCCACAUCUCUGUCAACGCCAGCAUGACAAUAAAUGACACAGCUCUCACUAAUGCCACCAUCAGCCGUCUGGAGGCUCCAGAUCCCAUAGAUAGUCUGGACCUGACCGUCUGCCCGGCUGAUGAUAUACUGGAUGGCUGUAAGCUGUACCUGUGUGGCCUGCCAGGGAAAAAGCUGGAGAAACUGCGGCGUCUUGUGAAUGCUGCAGGCGGUCUGCGUUUCAAUCAGCCCAGUGAGGAACUCACACAUGUGGUCAUGGGAGAACUGGACCAGGACCUUAAGAAUUUUCUCUCCAAAGCAACACACAGACCCCAUGUAGUAACCGUGCAAUGGCUGCUGGACAGUUUCAACAAAGGCAGUUUACUCCCAGAAGGAGGUUACCACCACCCUGACUGUCUGCCCCCUGCCCCAGCUGCUGUGUCUGUUCCUUCCCACCAUAUUCCCAGCUCCAGAACCUCAGCUGGUCCCCCGGUCGCUAGUCCCAGCACUCCAAGCCAUAAGAGAGCAGAGGACGAUCUGCUCUCACAGUACAUGGAUGAUGACCCUACAGUAGUUAAUCUGCCCCCACCAGCAGAGGGCAACAGCAGAGGGUCCAUCAGUAUGGCUGCAGAGCCUCAGCCUGAGCACUGGGCACCAAACCAGACCAGAGAACCAGAAUCAAACGCCACCCUGCAAGAAGCCAGCGAGGCAGGCCUGUUUUUCGGGAAAUGUUUUCUUCUUGUGGGCUUCGGCACUGAGGCGGAGGCCCAGCUGUCUCUGUUGGUGACAGAAAAUGGAGGCAAGGUGCUGAUGGGACGCACACGUGUCGUGGCAGACUACGCAGUGGUCCCACUGCUGGGGUGCUCAGUGGAGGCCACAGUGGACGAGGUGGUCACAGAUACCUGGCUGGCCAUGUGUGUGGAGAAGGAGUGUGUUCUCCAGCUGUCUUCCAACCCUUUGUUCACCCCCGUUCCUGUGAUGGAUGGACGUUUUCCUCUCAAAGAUUGUGUCCUGUCCGUCAGCCAGUUCACUGGAGCAGAGAGGGAGUCUUUGGUGGAGCUCGCCAAACACCUCGGAGCCAGUGUACAGGAUUACUUUGUGCGCCUGGCCAACCAGAAGAAAGGCAUGCUGGCCAGCACUCAUCUUGUUUUGCAGAGCCCUGAAGGCACAAAGUACCAGGCAGCAAAGAAAUGGGGGCUCCCUGCCGUCACCAUGCGCUGGAUACUACAGUCUGCUCAGAGCGGCCACAAGGCAGAGGAGGCGCGUUUUCUAGUUGACCUGCCGCCCUCACCAGAGAGGGAUGAUGAGAGUUUUGUCGGUGGCUCCCAGAGGUUCACCAUGCCUCCAGCAGCACGUGCAUCUCCAGAAAUCCCUUUGCUGGGACUCCAGAGCGGUAAGGCUGUUACCCCGCUGGAUUUAGGUCGCUUCCAGAGCAGAGUGUUCCACUCCGUGCUGGAUGAGAUGAAGCCCAAAGAGGACAUCAGCACCCCUAAACAAAACCAGGAAGGCGGCAGAAAGAACCCGCUUCAGAAGGAACCCUCACUGCAGCUGGACACUCCCUCUCGUUUCCUCAGCAGAGACCAGCUUUUCAGGCCCUCCUUUAAUGUCAAGGAUGCACUGGGAGCAUUAGAUACUCCAGGGGAAAGAUCCAAACCAGGAGAGAGGACGGGGACGCCGCUGACUGAUGUCAUCCACAGGAACCUGAAGGUGGCUCUGGCCAAUAGCACCCGAAAUAGCAACUCAGACAUGCAAACUGUCUCUGCUAGCCCCCAACUUGCCAAGACGAUUGAGACGGAGGUCCCAGAGAAAGAAGCUGGCCCUCUGGCUGGUGUUGUGAUCUGUGUUGGAAAGAAGCUCAGCAAAAUGCAAAGUGAACUCAAUGCUAUAGCUGCCUCACUCGGAGCUGACUUCAGGUGGGCUUGUGACGAUACAGUGACGCACUACAUCUACCAGGGCCGUGUGGGGGACAACACCCGGGAAUACAGAGGAGUGAAGGAGAGAGGGCUGCAUGUGGUCUCCCAGUACUGGCUGCACGCAUGUGCAGAGGAGCAGAGGCAUGUCCCCGAGUCUUUGUAUCCUUUCACCUACAACCCCAAGAUGAGCCUAAACCUCAGCCAGGUGCCCAGCAGCUCUCAGAGGUCUCCACCUUUGACACGAACUCAACUCAAAGACAUCACUGAGGCAAAGGAAGACAAGUGUGAAAACAUUGCUUCGGAGGAAGCUACAACCUUACGUCGCGUAAGUGAUGGAAGCGUAGAUCAGGAAGAGAUGCAAGAUGCUGCAGAAAUAAGUAGUAUUUCAGAGACUCUAGAAAUGAGAGAGAACCUCCAAAGACAGCUCCAGGAGAUCAUGUCAGCCACCAAGCUGACGACAGGGAGGCGCACCUCAGUCAGACUCAGCAGGAUGGGAUCUGGAGGAGCCGACUCGGGGCCGCACACCCCUGACGGAAACCGGGUCGGACGCAGUGGGAACAGACGUACUCUGGAAGCACUCAGGGUGUCCAGAGAAGCAGCCAUGGACGUAAACACAGAGCCGUCUCAGAGUGAGCAGAUCGUUUGGGAUGACCCGACAGCGAGAGAGGAGAGGGCCAAGCUGGCUGAUAAUUUACAGUGGCCUGGCAGUCCCUCACAGCACUCUGAGCCCAUUGCAGCUGCACCUCCUCCCACUGCAGAAAAAGGCCCUCAGUUCAGGGACUCCAUGACAGACUCUGAGCUGGUGGAGUUGGCUGCUUGUGACAUCAUCGACCAGCACAUGGGCCAGAAACUGGCGACGCCUCCAACAAAGGAGCGAAAACCUGACAUCCUCACUCCUGAAGCCCCCAGCAUCGCUUUCCCUCUCGCAAACCCCUCAGUAGCUCUGGAGCCACAGGAGGAACGCGAGGAAGAAAAGCAGCCUCCCAGAUUUCAGCUGUCCUCCCUCAGUCCGCAGGAGCGUAUUGAUUACAGUCACCUCAUAGAGGAGCUCGGUGGUGUAGUCCUGGACAAGCAGUCUUUCGACCCCAGCUGCUCCCACGUCAUCGUCGGGACUCCACUGCGUAAUGAAAAGUACCUGGCAGCAAUGGCAGCGGGCAAAUGGAUCCUGCACCGCUCGUACUUGGAGGCCUGCCGCUCUGUGGGUCGCUUCAUCCAGGAGGAUGAGUAUGAGUGGGGCAGUAGCUCCAUUCUCGAUGCGUUGCCCUCCAUCACCUCUCAGCAGAGGAGAUUGGCGUUAGCUGCCAUGCGCUGGAGAAAAACCCUGCAGGCACGCUCUGAGCAAGGGGGAGCCUUCAGUGGAUGGACAGUCAUGCUGAACAUCGACCAGAGCAGAGAAUCAGGCUUCAGACGGUUACUGCAGUCUGGCAGGGCGAAGGUCCUGCCGAGCCCAUCCCCAUCCUUGUACAAGGAGGCAACUCAUCUGUUCGCAGAUUUCAGUCGGUUAAAGCCUGGAGACUUCAGGGUCGAUGUAUCAGAGGCUGCCUCCCAAGGAGUCACAUGCUUGAAGACAGAGUACAUCGCAGAUUACCUCAUGCAGGAGCCAACCCCGCCUAUCGAGCAGUACUACCUGACCAAAGCUCCCUCUGAAGAAACUCCUGGCACUCCGUCACGUAAACGUAAAGCAGCGGCAGACAACUCCAGGCUGAAAAAGACACGUCUGAACUGAACUAUCACUACAAAACAUUGUCGUUAAAAUUCCCAUAUCUGUGAAAAUGAUUGUAAAUAAGAUUAGUUUUAUCUUGUCGGAAAUAAAAUAAAUGUUAUGCUUGUUUUGUCA
Scatophagus argus is the source of this 5110-nucleotide messenger RNA. It is a transcript of the gene topbp1, whose product is annotated as DNA topoisomerase II binding protein 1. NCBI's taxonomy places the organism in Eukaryota, Metazoa, Chordata, Actinopteri, Scatophagidae. The transcript has 28 exons. Gene Ontology annotation, biological process: mitotic DNA replication checkpoint signaling; mitotic G2 DNA damage checkpoint signaling; DNA replication initiation. Bases 440 to 4999 code for a protein of 1519 amino acids. The record is from RefSeq and is a predicted model, not a curated record.